UGCCCUUGGCUUCCGUUGACCCCUCUCCUGGGCUCGCUCAGGGUUUGCCGCAGGUGGAGCUGCGAGCCGAGCGGGGAUCAUGGCUGCCUCGAAGCCCGUGGAGGCCGCUGCGGGCGGUGGCUCCGCCGGCGGAGGGACAGGCUCGGGGCUGCCGCGCUGGCAGCUGGCCCUGGUGGUGGGGGCGCCGCUGCUGAUCGGGGCCGGGGCUCUGUACCUGUGGGGGCGGCGGCGGCGGGCGACGCGAGGCGGAGGCAAAGGCGCGAGCGAGAGGAAGACCCCUGAGGGGAGAGCCAGCCCAGGGCCCGCCGACGGCUCCGGGGGCGGCCACCCCGAUGGCCCCGGCGGAGACGAGAUGAGUCCUCUUGAUAGAGCCCAAGCAGCAAAGAACAAAGGCAACAAGUAUUUUAAGGCUGGAAAAUAUGAGCAAGCCAUUCAGUGCUAUACUGAAGCCAUCAGUUUAUGUCCUUCUGAGAAAAAUGCUGACCUUUCCACCUUCUUCCAGAACAGAGCUGCAGCCUAUGAACAACUGCAAAAAUGGAAAGAAGUGGCACAAGACUGCACAAAGGCUGUUGAGCUUAAUCCCAAAUACGUGAAAGCUCUCUUCAGGCGUGCUAAGGCACACGAGAAAUUAGACAAUAAAAAAGAAUGUUUAGAAGAUGUCACUGCAGUCUGCAUUUUAGAAGGGUUUCAAAAUCAGCAAAGUAUGCUGCUAGCAGAUAAAGUUCUCAAACUUCUUGGGAAAGAAAAAGCCAAAGAGAAAUAUAAGAACAGGGAGCCCCUGAUGCCUUCGCCACAGUUCAUCAAAUCUUAUUUCAGCUCGUUCACAGAUGACAUUAUCUCCCAACCUCUUCUUCGGGGGGAGAAGUCUGAUGAAGAUAAGGAUAAAGAAGGAGAAGCCUCUGUAGUGAAAGAAAACUGUGGCUAUUUAAAGGCCAAGAAAUAUAUGGAAGAAGAAAACUAUGACAAAAUCAUUAGUGAAUGCACUAAAGAAAUUGAGGCUAAAGGAAAAUAUAUGGCUGAAGCCUUGCUGUUGCGAGCUACUUUCUAUCUGCUGAUUGGUAAUGCAAAUGCUGCCAAACCAGAUCUGAAUCAGGUCAUUGACAUGGAAGAUGCCAAUGUAAAGCUUCGUGCUAAUGCCCUCAUAAAACGAGGCAGUAUGUAUAUGCAACAGCAACAACCUAUGCUCUCCACUCAAGAUUUUAAUAUGGCGGCUGACAUUGAUCCUCAGAAUGCUGAUGUUUAUCAUCACAGGGGGCAGCUGAAAAUUCUUCUUGACCAAGUUGAAGAAGCUGUAGAAGAUUUUGAUGAAUGUAUUCGUUUACGACCAGAUUCUGCCUUAGCACAAGCUCAGAAAUGCUUUGCACUGUAUCGGCAAGCGUACACUGGAAACAAUGCUUUGCAAGUACAAGCGGCAAUGAAAGGCUUUGAGGAUGUUAUUAAAAAAUUUCCAAGAUGCGCUGAAGGCUAUGCUCUCUAUGCCCAGGCAUUAACAGAUCAACAACAGUUUGGAAAAGCUGAUGAAAUGUAUGAUAAAUGUAUUGAUCUUGAGCCAGACAAUGCUACUACUUAUGUUCAUAAAGGCUUACUUCAGCUUCAGUGGAAGCAGGAUUUAGAUAAAGGUUUGGAACUUAUAAGCAAGGCCAUUGAAAUUGAUAAUAAAUGUGACUUUGCAUAUGAGACGAUGGGGACAAUUGAAGUGCAAAGAGGCAAUCUGGAUAAAGCCAUUGAAAUGUUCAACAAAGCUAUUAACUUAGCCAAAUCUGAGAUGGAGAUGGCUCACCUCUACUCGCUCUGUGAUGCUGCCUAUGCCCAGACAGAAGUUGCAAAGAAAUAUGGAUUGAAACCACCAACGUUGUAAAAGAAAAAAUGGGGGAGGGAAGUAAUCUUUUAAAAAGUAAAGCUGCCCACUUUGACCUUGCCCUAAAGACACUGGCAGUUUCUUGAAUGGUGAUUUUUUUUUCCUGUUUGUGGUGGUGUAGUUAUCUGUUAAACGUUUAGGUGUUGUGGGAGUGGCUGUGUGAGAAAGGAAGCCGUUUGUUCCCUCUGCGGCAAAUAAUUGUUAAAAGGAGACUAAAAAACAAGAGUUUGCAAGGGGAUUAAAGAUCAUUUCAGCCAUGCAAAUAAAAACCUUUUUGACUCAUUUUUUGCAGGUGGCUGUUACGAGUGAAUGGUUCUGUCUACAAGGGUGAUUUUAAAAAUUUCAUAGGGUGUUUAAUUUUUUUUAUUCCAUAAAUCCCUUUGGAUUUAUUUUAAUUUUGCAAAAGAAAAGUUGCAGAAGAAUUUAAUAGUAGGGAUUUUAAGACAACAAUAGAUGCAGCAUAAUCUUUCAAUAUAUGUGUUGUUUACAGGCCCCUUUCCCAUUCUCUGUUUCACAUAAGAAGGUAGUGGCAGCUUUGAAGAACUUGAAGUUCACAGUAUGCUGCUCUGUUAAAUGGUUUGGCAUAUCUGUUUCAAAACAGCCUCACACGUCAUCUUGGUAACAGAAGGUUCUCUCCCAUGGAAUGGGUUUUUCAGUUUAAUUGACUAAAGUUUGCAUGUGCCCUGAAAGAGAUCAAUCCAUUUUUCAGGAGAGGAAGUUUUCCACUGUAUAGGCAAUUUCAGAACUGGGUACAAGACUGUUCAGAUUUAGUACAUGUUUGUACAUUUGCUACUUGUAUGCCGAAACAAAGUAUUGUGAACCCUUGUUGGGAUAAGAUUUAGUGGAAAUGGUCUAGCAUUUGGAAACUGUAGCAGCUGUUAUUUGUACAAGAAAUAAUAUUUUCUAUUGGUAUUACAAGGUACCAGUUAGUAGCAUUGAUAUCCUUUGAUAGGAAGUCUUUACCAGUGCUAAGUCAGAAUUUAAGAAGCUGUGGAUGCUGAUCUCAGUUGUCUUUUUCUUACAUGCUACUAAAGGCAAUGCAUAUGUUACAGGAAGUUCAUUGUGUGAGGCAGGUAUAUCAAGUCCAUCUUGAGUUUAUUAAACUUGGGCCUUACUUUUUUUGUUCCUCGUGUUGAUACAGUGCAUCUAAUAGUUUACACUUUUUUGUGAUGAAUACAGUAAAUGAAGUUGGCGGUUCUGGGAAAUUUAACGCCCAAUGUAUGCUGAGCUGUUUCAGAUCUCUUUAGAAAUAAUGUGACUAACUGGAGAUCUUCUUUUUCACCCACUCUUUAACCAAAAUAGUUCUGAAUCCCUGUACAGUCUAAUUUUGACUAAACCAUUUUUUCCCCAAAGGGGUUUUUAUUUGCUUGGCUUUAUCUACACUGACACGUCUCCCUCCUGAAGACAAUGAAGAAUUAAGCAUGUGCUGCCUGAUUCUAGCAUUCCAAAUCAUCACAGACUGUUGCCUGCUCUUCAGAUAUUUGAAAACUGCACUGAAAAAUGCAUUUCUUAUUUUUUUUUGUAAAUGACUUGACACGUGUAAAGUCAUGAAAUAAAUACUACAGUGAAAUCUCUCUGAUA
Sphaerodactylus townsendi is the source of this 3439-nucleotide messenger RNA. RefSeq names its product translocase of outer mitochondrial membrane 70 (gene TOMM70). Gene Ontology annotation, molecular function: protein binding. NCBI's taxonomy places the organism in Eukaryota, Metazoa, Chordata, Lepidosauria, Squamata, Sphaerodactylidae. The transcript is spliced from 12 exons. The record is from RefSeq and is a predicted model, not a curated record. Bases 80 to 1858 code for a protein of 592 amino acids.